ACUUUUAGUCUGACAGGGGGCGCUGUGCUUUAUCUUAAGCGAAAGUUUCGUUUCAUCAUAAACAAAACUUAGUAUUGUAGGUGUGCUGUUGGAGAAGUUGUUCUUAUUUCUAACCGGUCGGACGCUUAUUGGUGUGUUAAAUCGCUGAUUUUUUCUCCCCUUUUUCUCUACAAUCAAGGGAGAGAUAAUUUAUUUUAUUUAUUUAGAUAAAAUAUAAACAUGGCGGCAUUACAAUCUUUGGAAGACGAAACCGUGUGUGCAGUCUGUUUGUCUUUCUUCACGGAUCCGGUUAUUACGGAAUGUGGGCACAACUUCUGCAAAACAUGCAUCUUACAGGUUUUAAGAGCGGGGAGUGGAACAUGCGGGCGGUGUCCAGAAUGCCGAUCAGUCGUGGUGGAGGACAGUUUGCGGUCAGACAAAAAGCUGGGCAACAUUACCGAAAUGUGCAAACAAAUUGCCGCGAAAAAAACGAAGCCAACAGUGAGUCAUAUGUGCAAGCAACACCAGGAAAAUCUUAAACUGUUCUGUCGAAUGGAUAACUGCCCUAUUUGUGUUGUCUGCCACGUAUCCAGUAAGCACAAAGGCCACGAAGUUAUGCCUAUAGAAGAAGCUGUAGAACAGUACAAAGGGUUACUGACAAGAAAUUUAAGUGCUCUAAGGGCUGGACUGAAAUCGACAACCGAAUACCAAAAUGAAAAAAAUAAGAAGCUGGAUGAAAUUAAGAAGAGUAUAGACUCUCUCAGAAAAAAUGUCAUCUCCGAAUUUGGCAUUUUGCAUCAACUUCUGAAUGAAGAACAGAACAGGAUUCUAGGCCAACUUGAUGCUGAAGAAAAGAUGUGUACAGGAGAGAUUAUUUCAAAUUUGAAGUCUGCUUCAGAGAAGAGUUCUUCUAUUGAUAAAAUAAUAAAGGACACUGAAGAAAGAUUGAAGCUUCAGGAUGCAGAAUUCCUCAGAGAUAUCCAUGGCAUUCUGAAUAGGACUGGCUUUGAUUUACGGUUACCAGAAGAACAAACGGCUGCAUUUCCAAUUCAUGCAUUUAGUAUUCCCCCUUACUAUUUAAUAUGGAAGAAAAUAAAAAGACAAUUCAGUCCACCAGAUCGCAUCACUCCAGUUCUGGACCAGAAUACAGCUCACAGAUUCCUCAUUUUAUCUAAGGACAAAAGCACUGUGAGCUGGAAGAACACUGGACGGAAAUCUUGCAAUCAAGAUAGUUUCAAUUUUUUGACUGCUGUACUGGGCCGUGAAAAGUUUAGUUCCAAAAAGUAUGUUUGGACCCUGGAAGUAGAUGGACUGAACUGGGCUUUAGGAGUCGUAAAUAAGUCUGUGAUAAGAUAUGGAAACACUGCAAUGAUACCUGCUAAUGGAUUCUGGGUUCUGAGGCAGGUUUAUGGUAAUUGUUAUGCAGGCAACAUCCUUCUCCGCCUGAAAAUGCCUCCAACCGUACAACUGGCUGUGUACCUAGAUUAUGAAAGAGGGCAGCUUACUAUUUAUAGAAGAGAUACAUUACAGCACAUCUACACAUUCCAAUACAAAUUUUCUGAGAAGUUAUUGCCAUUCUUUUAUGUUGGCAAGGAUACAAUAAUUGAUUUAUUUUAAUAUGUUCUGAUUACAUGCUGGCCUUAAAAUAAAAUUGCAAGACCUUCUUA
Messenger RNA from Protopterus annectens (West African lungfish), 1646 nucleotides. Its product is annotated as E3 ubiquitin-protein ligase TRIM39-like. The coding region runs from base 220 to 1596 and encodes 458 amino acids. The record is from RefSeq and is a predicted model, not a curated record. The transcript has 6 exons. NCBI's taxonomy places the organism in Eukaryota, Metazoa, Chordata, Ceratodontiformes, Protopteridae. Gene Ontology annotation, molecular function: zinc ion binding; protein binding.